This is a messenger RNA of Colletotrichum spaethianum, 6456 nucleotides long. Its product is annotated as citrinin polyketide synthase. Gene Ontology annotation, biological process: secondary metabolite biosynthetic process; fatty acid biosynthetic process. The coding region runs from base 1 to 6456 and encodes 2151 amino acids. NCBI's taxonomy places the organism in Eukaryota, Fungi, Ascomycota, Sordariomycetes, Glomerellales, Glomerellaceae. The transcript is spliced from 2 exons. The record is from RefSeq and is a predicted model, not a curated record. Gene Ontology annotation, molecular function: fatty acid synthase activity; 3-oxoacyl-[acyl-carrier-protein] synthase activity.
AUGGCCAACGGCAACUCCUCAGCUCUCUUGGCGUCAGAUCAGAGCUCAAGAAACUCCCGACUAGCUGUGUUGACAGUUCUUUCCCACCUCGCUGAGUAUGCCACCUAUGUGGGUUACCACGAUUCGGGAGGGGAGGAGAACUGGAAUGGAGAAUCUGACGCACAUACCAAGAACCUGGAAAGCCUUCGCGCCGGUGGCAUCCAGGGACUGUGUGUCGGACUCCUCUCUGCCAGCGCGCUGGCAUGCGCCAGAAACUUGACGGAAGCAGCUGAGCUCGGCGCCGUUGCCGUGAGAUUGGCUCUGUGCACCGCAGCGUUCGUGGACCUCGACCAGAUGGACUCCGUAGACCCGGCCGUCUGUAUAAGUGCCCGCUGGUUACGGAGUAUGAAUGAUGGAAGUGGUAGCCCAGGAGAAACCUGCUACCAACCGUUCAAAGAGAUGCUCGACAUUUACCAAAAGGCUUACAUAGGCGUCCGCAUGGACAUUGCAAGCGCAACCAUUACUGCUCCCAAGAGCGACGCCACGUCCCUAAUGCGCCACCUCGAGGAGAAGGGGGCCAUGGCCAAGGAAAUAGACCUUAAGGGUCGCUUCCACUAUUCGGGUCACACAAACGCGCUGCAGACGCUUAUUCAGCUCUGCGACUCUACACCGAUGCUACAAUUUCCACAGGAACGACGCCCGCUGGUGCCGCUGAGGCAGAACAUCAACGGAGAGGUUGUGACGGACGAGGGCCCCCUCCACAAAACAGUACUACGGUCCAUCUUGACCGACAUGGCCGACUGGUACACGACCAUGAGUAGAGCGGUGUCAGCCGUGACUGAAACGUUAGGAUCCAAGUCUGAGCGGGUGGAAAAUUCGCCUCAAAGACUGGUUCAAUUAGGUCCAGUGGAGUGCAUCCCCCGGUCUGUCCUCGCAGGCACCUCAAUCAAAGUCCUGCAACCAACUGCCCACGGAACGACGCGGUGCGGUUAUCCCGAAGAUGCUGUCGCCGUGAUCGGUCUUUCCUGCCGAUUUCCCGACGCUGAGACACCGGAAAAGUUUUGGGACACGAUCCUGCGCGGGAAGAAGACGGGAGAUUCUCUCCUUGAUGCGGACUCCUUCGACUGCGGUCUUUUCCGCAAAUCACCUCGCGAGGCAGAGUAUAUGGACCCGCAGCAACGACUCGCUCUUCAUCUUGCGUACGAGGCGUUGGAAUCUGCCGGGUACUUUAGUCCGUCGUCUUCCUGGACAGACAAUAUUGGUUGUUACCUCGGCAUGUCAUCAUGCGAUUACGAAGACCAUGUCAACGCCCGGCCGCCAAGCGCCUUCUCAUUCACAGGGACCGCGCGUUCCUUCGCAGGCGGCCGCAUCAGCCACUUUUUUGGUCUCACUGGCCCGUCCAUGGUCAUUGACACGGCAUGUUCGUCAUCUGGCGUGGCUAUCAACACCGCUUAUAAGGCAGUUCAAUCAGGCGAUUGUGCCAUGGCCCUAGCCGGCGGCGUGAACUUAACGACAGCGGAGGGACGGGCACAUCAAAACCUCGCUGGGGCAUCGUUUCUGAGCCCGACGGGUCAGUGUCGUCCCUUUGACACUGCUGCUGACGGCUACCGCCGAGGACAGGGAGGAGGCUUCGUCUUGCUAAAGAGACUUUCGGCAGCUGUAGCUGACAAUGACCGCAUCCUCGGCGUCCUAGCAGCCUCGGCCGUCAACAACAGCAAAGGCAGCCGGUCCAUUACACUGCCAUCUUCCGAGUCCCAGAGCACCCUAUACCGUAACGUUCUCCGUUUGGCGAAUCUCGAUCCGCGUGAUGUGUCGUACGUUGAAGCGCACGGUACUGGCACCCAGAAAGGAGACCCGGUCGAAUGUCAAAGCAUUAGGAGCGUCUUUGGCAAAGAUAAACGGGCCGGGUCGCCAGCAAUCCGCUUCGGCUCGAUAAAGGGGAAUUUCGGCCAUGGCGAGGCAGCUUCUGGGAUAGCAUCGCUUACUAAAGUCCUUCUGAUGUUGGAGCACCGGCUCAUUACGCCCCAAGCCAACUUCUCCGUUCUGAAUCCAGCUAUCCCGUCGCUCGAGGAGGACAAUAUGGAGAUCAGUGUAGAGACGGUGCCCUGGAAUGAGCCGUACCGAGUGGCUCUAGUUAACAACUACGGCGCGUCGGGCGCCAACGCAGCCAUGGUUGUCUGUCAGCCUCCAAUGCGUCCCCAUCGGGUCAUCUCGACCUCGCCUAUAGCUCACAGGUUUCCAAUCAUUUUAGCCGCCAACACCGCCGUCGCUCUGAUCCGUUGCGGUCGUGCUCUCUCCCACUUCAUUGAAAAUUACCCCGGAGGGUUCGGCGACGAGCAUCUUCCUAGCUUCGCCUUCCAUCUCGCCCAGCGCCAGAAUCACUCUCUCGCCCACCGCACCAUGUUUUCGGUCGCAUCAGCAGCCGAGCUCAGAGCCCAUCUAGAAACGCUGGUUCAAAGGAGCGACAAAAAUGGCAACACAGAAGCUACCCAGAAUACAAAAAGUGGUCCGAAGCCCGUGGUUUUGCUCUUUUCUGGUCAGACAGGCCGCCGUGCCCAUCUCAACCGCGAUGCAUAUCUCGGCUUCAGUUUGCUACGGCGCCACCUGGAUCGCUGCAAUCGCACUUUGCAAGCUCUUGGUCUCCACUCCCUGUUCCCUCGCAUUUUCGACACGGAGCCCGUCGAAGACCUUGUCGAUCUCCACUGUAUGCAGUUUGCUUUGCAGUAUUCUGUUGCCACGGCGUGGAUCGACGCUGGUCUCAAGAUCAAGACCAUGGUAGGCCAUAGUCUAGGUCAGCUCACGGCUCUCUGUGUCAGUGGCGUGAUCAGCCUCCAAGACGCUUUGAAGAUGGUUUCUGGUCGUGCCUCGCUGAUACAGACUAAAUGGAGUACGGAACGAGGCCGCAUGCUUAGCGUAGAUGCAGAUGCCGCCACUGUACAAAACAUCGCACAGUCGGCGCCAGAAGGUGACAAGGUCGAGAUCGCAUGCUAUAAUGCUCCUUUGCACCAAGUUGUUGCCGGGACUGAAACGGCCAUUAGCGCGUUUGAGCAGGCCGCAACCUCCAAGGGCGUUUCUACUAGGCGACUGGCGGUUACGCAUGCAUUCCACUCAAAACUGGUCGAUGACAUUCUGCCGGAAUACUACCGGCUCCUUCGGGAACUCAACUUCCGCCCUGUUGACAUCCCUAUAGAGCCCUGCUCCGAGUCCGCAGGCAGCUGGGACACUGUUACGCCUCAACUGGUCGGGCGACAGUCUCGCGAGCCAGUUUACUUCGUUGAUGCCCUCUCCAGGGUCGAACAACGACUAGGCUCCUGUGUCUGGCUGGAGGUUGGCUCUGGAUCCGCCGCUAUCACUAUGGCCCGCCGUGCUCUUGAGAGCCAAUCAUCACGCCGCAAGCUAUCCCACACUUUCUACGCGGCGCAACUCCACAGCACGGAACCAGUCUCUUCUCUCGCCGACACCAUCCUCGGGUUGUGGAAUGAAAGGGUACAAGUGCAGUUCUGGCUCUACCACGCUUCCCAGCGACACUCUUGUAUGCCGAUGAACCUGCCUUCGUACCAAUUCGAAAAGACUCAACAUUGGCUGCCGUACAUUGACAGGCAUUCAGUAGCAGAGUGUGAGAAGCGGGUCCAGCUUCCAUCACCGCGGGAGUCAGUAGACUUGGUUUCCCUGGUUGGAAGUACGGGUCCCAAAGAUGAGACCGCAUUUGAGUUUUCAAUCAAUCAGCACAGCGACGAGUAUGCUCUCUUCGUGCGAGGGAGGAGCGUUUUUGGCCACAUUCUGGCACCUGGUUCAGUAUACGCGGAGUCGGCUGCCCGCGCAUUCAGGCUUCUUCCGACGCACGAUGAGUCUGCAGGCCUUUCCUCCGUGCCGGUAGAGCUGAGCCAUAUGAAGCUGCACGCACCUUUCGGCCUUGAUCUCCAAAAACGCCUCCGGCUGACCCUGCGAAGGCACACAGCAACUUCAUGGGAUUUCAUGGUAGAAAGUCACUCACUAGAUCACGAUUCAAGCAAGUCUUCCAGACUCCAAGCAUCGGGAACCAUCAGACUUCAGGCACAAGAGAGUCUCCACUUCGGUGGCGGGCAAACACUUCUUCGUCGUCUGUACGACCGCUGUGAUGAGCUGCGUGAGGAUCGCAAUGGCUCCAUCGUGCAGGGUGCUUACGUGAAGAAGCUCAUGAGUCGAGUGGCUAGUUACGAUGACAAGUAUUUUGGAAUCCGGCUCAUAGCAUCUCGAGGGCUGGAGGCUGUGGCCCAUGUUGAGGAUCUUCCCGUCGUGUCUCAGUGCCGCACGGGAGCAGCAUUGAGUCCGCCCCUCUUCGACAAUUUCUUGCUUGUAGCAGAGAUGCACGCCGGCAGUCUAGGAGACCUUGCGGAUGACCACCUCUACAUUUGUGGUGGAUUUGAUAAGAUUGUUCCGCAUGCCCCUUCAAGAAACCCAGAAUCACAUCCCGAAGGCCCCUGGAAAGUUCUCUCAACUUUGGAACGAGGUCACGACAAAACAGUCGUUUGCGACAUCCUCGUCUUCAAUGCGCGUGACAAAACGUUGUCUCUUUCCAUCAUCGGCGCCAGACUUAGACAGAUUCCUGUCAAAUCUGUGCAAAAGGUUCUGGAGGAAAUCAACACCACUGAGCCAUCCAAAGCCGAGAAUGAACUGCGAGGUAUGGACAAGCUGCUCCAGUUGGGUAGUUGGGGUGUUGCGCCUCAUUUGUCAUUCAUGAACAGCCCUGCCGGCCUCGAUAACGCCGAAGAGGCCACUCUCGGCGUUGUGGACUAUCUACACCCUGGUUUCUCCAACAACAAUACACAGUUUGGACUCCAUUCGGCUCUAGCCCCCCCAUAUGGCUCCACUACAAGCCUAUCUCAGCUGAGCUCGACCGACGACACGAAGGACUCUUUGAGCGUUUCGCCCAAACCACCCGCUUCUUCAACGAGCCUUGCUACGUCUGAGCAUGACCAGAAUAUCGCUGCUUUAUAUGACUUGCUCGCAGAGCAUUUGGAAUGCUCCAACGGGAUCCCGCCCAACAUGCCCUUGGGAGACAUUGGGUUGGACUCCUUGGUCGCCAUUCAGAUUCGAUCGGACCUGGAAAAGCUGUUUGGGAAAAGCCCAAAACUUCAGGAUAUCGACGAAAGAACGACCUUCUCAGACCUCUGUGGCAUGGUUUUGCCACAAGACCCCUCCACCCAUCUGAAGCUCAAGGCAUCAACAGGCAACCCCUUGAAUGCAACGACUUCAAACGGAAUCCAUGGAAUACAUCACAUUUCUGCCAGCACCGCGCCUAUCAUAGAACCAGGUUCUGUCCUCACUCAAGACCCUUCCAAUUUCCUCUCGUUGGCUGUUCGUGAGUUCAGUCGUGUCAAGAAAGAAACCAGUGUCUUUGCCCAGCAGACUGGAUUCGCAGGUUUCUAUCCUAGCGUUCACCAGAAGCAGAGUCUACUGGUAUCGACCUAUAUCCUGGAGGCUUUUGGGGCUUUGGGCUGUGACGUGAAGUCACUACAAACGGGCGACCCGUUUCCCACCUUUUCGUAUCUGCCCAAACAUCAAAAGCUGGUAUGUAGGCUCCACGAGAUAUUGGAAGAGGCAGGAAUCAUCUCUCCGCCGGAUGGACAAUUGUGCCGUCACAGGACAGACGCCCCAUUGGCACCAGCCAGGCCUUCAGCAGAGCUGUACCACGAUAUUCUGGUCGAGCACCCAGGUUACCAACCAGACCAUCAGCUUCUUAACGUAACAGCUCCCCGGCUGGCGGACUGCCUGUCCGGCCGUGCAGAUCCACUGCAGUUGCUCUUCCAAGACAAGGCAGCCCUUAACCUGCUGGAAGACGUCUAUGUCAGCUCGCCCAUGUUUUCCACAGGCAACAAGAUGCUUGGUGAGAUGCUUCUUGGGCUAUUUUCGAACCAUCAGUUCCGAAGGGGUGGCACCGAAAGGCUCCGAAUAUUAGAAAUCGGAGCUGGCACUGGUGCGACAACCCGGCGAAUCUUGGACCAGCUCUUGGAGUGCGACGUCGAGUUCACCUACACAUUCACAGACAUUUCUCUCGCGCUUGUUAAUGGCUCUAGAAAGAAGCUUAGCACUAUCUAUGGCCGACAGCGAGUCGAAGCCAACAUGGAGUUCAUGGCUCUAGACAUAGAGAAGCCGCCUCCGGCAGAUAUGCUGCAGUCGUAUCAUCUCGUCGUAUCUUCAAACUGUAUCCAUGCAACCCAGAACCUCCAACAGUCCUGUACGAAUAUUGAGAAGUUGAUCCGCAAAGAAGACGGUAUGCUCUGUCUCUUAGAGCUUACACGGCCUCUGGGCUGGCUGGAUUGCGUUUUCGGCCUGCUCGACGGCUGGUGGCGGUUCACGGACGGCCGUACAUACGCUCUGGCCCACGAGAACGAUUGGAAGGCAAAACUGGAGAGUGCAGGGUUCAAGAACGUAGAUUGGACUGACGACGGCUCGCGUGAGUCGCAGCACUUUCGUUUGAUCACGGCAUGGCACUGA